AUGGCUCCUCGUAAUGUCGAUCCCAGUUUCAAUUCUAUGGAGGACCUAGUAUUUUUAGGGGCCAGAUAUAAAUAUAUUACCUCGAAAGAGUAUUUGGAGAUGGAAUAUGGAUCCAAAAAAGGUAGUUUCAUUAUGAAGUUCAUUGAUUGUAUUCAUAAGAAAAUAAACCAUGAAGUUAAUAAGACUAAUGAUAAAUAUAUCAAGCAGUUGAAUCCAUGGAUAAAGAGCAAUUGUUCUUUUACUGGUAACAUUAUCCAAAGAGGUGAUUCCGAUUACAGAUUAGGCUCAAAUGAAGAGGAGAGGAUGAAGGUAAGAGUGUUCGGGAACAUAAUAUAUAGGGGAGAGAAAGAAAUGCUAUUGCCGUUGGACUUUACUGCUAAUAUCCCCGAAGAUAAUGGUACUAAGGAAAACCAAUAUGAAUUCCUCAAUUGUUUGAAAAGCUCAACAUUGAUUGGACAAAUCAUGCGUGAAAAUAUCGAUAAUGAACUUUCUGGAUCUAAAUCUGAUGAAAAUUACAUAUUAUCAUCUAUCUGGGCAAAUUUCAUGGAAGGUUUAAUCAAUCACUAUUUGGAAAAAGUUAUUGUUCCACAGUCAGAAGUUAAAGUAUACAAAGAAUUAUACAAUCCAAUGAUGAAGAUCAUAUCUUUAUAUAAUGAAUAUAAUGAAUAUAAUAAAUUGAUAGCUGAGACUGAAGAAAGCCGUCUUCUAACACCAAGUGAUAGAUGUAAAUUUCACUUAAGCGAUAAUAUCGGUAUUAAUGGCAAGAUUGAUAAUAAAAAUAAUAAUAACCCUAAAAGACUCCAUAAUAAAAGACUGAGCCACAAAUUUUCUAUUACUAAGAAUUUGGAUCCAGAAAGAGUCCAAAAGGCCGAAGAGUUGUUAAANNACAUGCUUGCCAUGAUAUUCCUAAGACCCAUUAACAAUGAAUUGACAUUGUUGUCGGAAUUCUACUCUACUGCACUGGCUGAUGAACAAGGUUAUCAACUAGAAGAAUUUCUAGAUUAUGCUGAAGGAUAUAUUGAACAGGUAUACUUACCUCACUUAGUCAGAGUCCUAUUUGCUAAUUGUGGUACUGAUUUAUUUUGGAAAACAAUGCUUAUAUUAGAACCCUUUUUUUACUACAUUGAAGAUAUAGGUGAAGAGGAAGUUGAUGAUGAAGAAGAAGAGAAAGAAGAACGAAAAGCUGAUACAUUACUUAGAGGUGAAUCACAUAGAACGACUAGCAACGAUAAUAUAAGAUACUGCAUAGAUCCAAGGGUAACUACAUUCGAGAAAAUUUGUGGGGGAGCAGCAGGGCAGCAUUAA
Molecule: messenger RNA, 1305 nt
Organism: Naumovozyma dairenensis CBS 421
Lineage: Eukaryota; Fungi; Ascomycota; Saccharomycetes; Saccharomycetales; Saccharomycetaceae
Exons: 1
Coding region: 1-1305 (434 amino acids)
Source: RefSeq, a predicted model, not a curated record